This is a messenger RNA of Cladocopium goreaui, 3003 nucleotides long. Lineage: Eukaryota; Dinophyceae; Suessiales; Symbiodiniaceae. The record is from the annotation of a GenBank genome assembly.
AUGACGGACUGCCAAGACCCCGAGAUGGAACAAGGUUCCAACUUGCCGUUGCCUCCUGGUAUUGACGGCGAAGAGACAAAUGAGCCGCAAGUCGAGUCCGAACUAGAAAGCCCAAGUACACUUGCAGAGAAAGUCCUUGCCGAAGCACAGCAGGCUUUAGCUGAUAGCUGUGAUGUUAGCCGGGGUGACUACCUCUUCGGAGGUCCAGAUCUCGACCCCGAAAUUGAGAAUGGCCACGCUGGAUCUGAGGGAGAGGUUGACGGGAGACGCAUCAUGGAUGAAAUUCCUGCCCCUUCACCUGGACAGCUUGACACUUUCAAUAGCUUGGUUACGCAGGCUACGCUUAGUGCCGACGUCAGCGACGGGCUGAAGUUGCCGUGGGAGCAGGGAAUUUUCAAAACUAUUUUUGAUGACGCCCCACUAUGGGGGCUCCCAGAAAUCCCUCAAAUCUCCCAGUCAACAUGUGGACAAUAUCCAGAACCUGAAGAACUUGAGAUUGACUAUCCAUAUCCAGAGCCCAGAGCCAAAGUGGCACGGACAUCUCGGGUGGUGCAUGGCCUUUAUGACAGAGCGAUCAGCUUCGGUCUGACUUUAACCGACCAAGAAAUUGACAAGAACAAGUGGGCACGAUCUCUGGAAAAAUUGUACACGCUCUUCACCGUGAAUUCUUCCAGCUGCCCUGAAAGUCUGAAGUUGGUAGCCGAUGACAUGGAACAGAACCUUGCCCGCAUCAGACAUCUCUGUGGCCUUAAGAGCUCAGGGACAAUCUUGAAGCGUGCAAACAGCUUGCUACGAUAUGUGGCGUGGCACAGAUCAUUCUACUACCAGCGACAGCCCUUUCCUUUCGCCUUUAACUGUGCAUGUUUGAAAAACACCGAAAUGAACCUGUUCGACCGGUACGCGGCGGGCUCCUUUCUGUUCGCUAUUUACGCUCGAUGCCGCUGGUCAGACAUGCGAGCUGUCAACUCGUUCGACUUUGACGUUUCAACAGAAGAAAAUCACGUGCAUGGUUUCCUUGGAUUUACAACUUUCAAUCACAAAACGGCAUCGCAAGUUGCCAGACAUGGCUUACCUUUGCCCUUAGUUGCCCCAAUCUGGGGCCUUGAAGCCCCGGCCUGGGGCUUGAUGUGGAAGAAGGUAGCUCGAGAAGCCGGGGUGGACUUCAGCGAAGCCUUCGCGGGCCCAGUGCUGCCGGCUCCCCUCAAAAAUGGAACAUGGGGGUCGCGUUCAGUUGGAUCCAGUGAAGCGAGCAAAUGGCUUCUUGCCCUACUCAACAAAGUCAGCGACAACCUGGAGACAGUGUCAUCGCACUCCCUAAAGUGCACUACACUCUCAUGGUUAGCAAAAGCUGGAGCGGACGAAGCCCACAGGUUGGUGCUAGGACACCACAGCAGUGGGCGAGGAUCCCUGGAGAUCUAUUCCAGGGACAUGCUCGCAGCCCCUUUGCGCACUCUCGAGGGGGUCCUCAGACAGAUCCGUGUUGGGGCACUCCAACCAGAUCGCACUCGGUCUGGAAUUAUCCAGAAACCCACAAGAGAUGAUUGUAGAGACACAGAUCCUCAGAACAGCGGCACAGAAGAACAGCCUGGACGGGAGGCAUCCAGCAGUUCAUCUUCUUCAUCUACAUCAAGCUCAGACUCCGACUCAGCCGACAAUGAGUCAGAUGCGGAAGACCAGAUUGGGCAUUGGGCCAAGCUCUCCCAGGCCACUUCGUUGGUGUACUCCACUGACGCCUUGACGUCUCGGGCCAAGAAAGCCGGCUUGAGCCAAGAGGAGAUCGAUGCCAUUUUGGCGAGCAAUGUGAAAAGCCUUGCGCAACUUGCAUUUGCAGUCUCGCCUCCAGGUGCGUCUCCGUCAGAUAAUGCUGUUCGUGCUUUCUUUGGAGGAUCAGUAGCUGUCAACCUUGCCACCAUCACUUCGUUCAAGCUCCUUGUUUUUGAAGCCCAUACGUUGGUGGUAGCCAACAUCAAAUCAGAAGUCACCAAGCGUGACGAACCAGCCACUCAUAGUGUCCUUCCGCCAGCUGAGAGGGAUCGUCGCAUCCGUGAGCAGACAAAUCGCCUCAAAGGCUUGAGGUUCCGAGGGGACGAAGAAUGCGCCCAUAGCAACUAUGACCUCGUUUUUUCCUUGAUCGAAAAGGACACUUUGCUUUACAUUCACCCAGAAAAGUUCAUUACUCGCCGUUGUGAACUCCAACAGAAACGGCCAAGCAAGGAGGUCGUCCUUGACCACAACUCACUGACGGUGAAAGAAAAGCAGAGUGAGCUGACAUGUUCCACCCGCACGGAACUUGAAUUGUUCCAAGCCAUGAGUUUCAGAACAAUUGGUAUUCACCGAAAUCCAGAGGAUUUCGUCAAAGAUGCCCUGGCUUGCAAACAUCCAAGCACUGCAAGUGAUGAGUUGCCACCCCCUAUGUUGAGGGCGAUCAAGUUCACGACGGAACACACUCCUGAGCAUGUUGGCAAGACCAGAUCCUCUGUUCUCAGAGAAAUGGUGGCCAAAGCAAGGGAGCUGACUCAAGGCGAGGAAGAUCUGAAAAGCAGCCUGUCAGUGCGCAGGAGAGAAGAGCUGUGCCUUUUCAUCGGAGAGAUCCUUGAGAAGGGAACUCUGAGCCGGCCAGAUGCCGAGCGCCUUCGAGGGCGGCUGCAGUUCGCCUCAAACCAUCUCUUCGGCAGAAGGUUCAAGAACUGUCUGCGUGAGCUCAAUACACAUAUAUCUCGAGGCUUCAAAAGUUUGACGCCCUUGCGCAUGAUAUCCCACGUGCUGGAGUUGAACAAACCACGCGUGGUGGACACUUGUCAUUUUGAGUGGGUGCAUCUCUACGUGGACGCGGCGUACGAGCCGGCGGGGCAGUCUGGAAUAGGCGGCUUACUUCUGGUCGUCGAAUCCUUGAGUGACAUGAAAAGGACCAGGGUGGACCUUUUGACUAUGUGGAAGAAAUGCUUGGAAGAAGUGAGAGACGUCACCCUUUACACAGGGGAAUGGCGCGAUGACGUCGGCUGA